UUUUUUUUGAUAUUUGACAGUAUGCAGUAUGACAGCUGUCGACACUUCCUCUUCUAGUGGUUUUCAAUUUCAAUGGGUGCUGUUCGGAAUAUUCAAAUAUUCAUAUGAAGUUAAUACAUAAAAUAAGAUGUACUGAGAAAAACGUAUACAGCGACCUGAAACUUGAGUAGCACGGAAUGCUGGGGUGUACUCUAUUUGAAACGUUUCAGAAUUCGUAAAUGGGAUGAAUGAAGGAGACCUACUCAGAAGAUCAGCUGAAGAGCGAGAGAAAAUAUUUCUUCGAUAUGAACAAGGCAGAGAGGGGGCAGAAAUUGAUCCGUGGGAAGACCCUGGCUUUGAGGUAUACCACGCAACAGAUCGGUAUGGUUUUAUUCAUGACAAACGAUUACCAUCCAAAGUGGACCCGCAGGAAGCAAAAAAGCUCCAAAUAGAAGUCGAACGUCAAAAAAAGUGGCUCAAAAUGCUCAAGAACUGGGAUAGUUCUGUUGUCAAAGAGAAGCUGCAUAAUCGUGUGUAUAAAGGCAUUCCAAAUUCUUUAAGAACUGAGGCGUGGUGUAAAUUAUUGCAAGUCGAAAAAUACAAGAAAGAAAACAGAGGCAAAUAUGGUGAAAUGAUGAAGUUGGCCAGAAAAUAUUCAACUGAUGCUAGACAAAUAGAUUCAGAUGUAAAUAGACAAUUUAGAGAGCAUUUGCAUUACAGAGAAAGGUACAGUAUCAAACAACAGUCGCUCUUCAAUGUCCUGACGGCCUAUGCAAUGUAUAAUUCAGAAGUUGGAUAUUGUCAAGGUAUGUCCGGUUUGGCUGGUGUGUUGCUCAUGUACAUGGACGAGGAAGAUGCAUUUUGGGCCGUACACAUCCUGUUAACUAGUCCAAAAUAUGCCAUGCAUGGACUGUACAAAGAGGGCUUCCCUAAACUAACCAGAUUUCUUGCCCAUCACGAUCGAAUUUUAAUGAAACUUUUGCCAAAAAUUAAAAAGCAUUUUGAUAAACACGGCCUAGAUGCGAUAUUAUAUUCUUUGAAGUGGUUUUUUGUCUGCUUUAUAGAGAGGGUUCCAUUUAAUUUGUGUCUGCGCAUUUGGGAUAUUUACCUUUUAGAUGGUGAGAAGGUUAUAACAGCAAUGGCUUAUACAAUACUCAAGUUACAUAAACGACAACUGUUGAAACUCAAUGAUAUGGAUUCAAUAGUUAAUUUCAUUCAGGUAAAAUUAUACAAAGACUUCUUGUACGAUGAAGACUCUGUUGUACGUCACCUCGAAACGUCAAUGGACGAAUUGAAGAGAUACAAGCUCGAUCUACCCGGUCCGCCAACCAAAGAUGAACUACCGAUUGGACCAUUCGGAGUUUUCAAAGAGCCCACCUUCGAACAAAUGGUCGGAAUAAGAAAAGAGGCGUUUACAGAGAAAGAAAAAGAAACCAAUGAGAUAGUGACACUGACCAGUGAAGCAGCGAAGGAGGCUGCCGAGAAAGAUAGGGAAUGUCAGCUAUCAGUAGGAGAUUCAGUCGGCCUCACAGGUUCUAAGUUUUCCUUCGAUCCCAGCAUAGAUGACGCAAGUUCCUUACUAGAAUGUGACCAUACAGGUUCGAGGCGCUCCUUGGCUGAUACAAGCGUAACGUCCACAGCAGACCUCUCGGUUUUUUCCACGAUAACGAGAUCUCAGGCACACGAAAACAGCCUAGACACUCACAGCAAUAUGUCUGACAACUCCGUAGGUGGCGCUAGUUCGGUUGGCUCCGGCAUAGGGGCGACAAGUAGCCUCCAAAGAGGGGUGAGUAGUCAGUCGACACCGCGAGCGACCCCGCACAACCCUAGUCCAGACGUACUGAGGAUAUACGUUCCCUACUCGCCACUUGAUACUCCUAUUGCCAGUCCCCAUAAUGGCGAUUUGCAAAAAGUGCCGUGUUCGUUUCUAGACGCGAAUAAGAUACGAAUCAAGAUCGAUAAUGAUGAUAUGCCGACACCUCUUGUUGAACAUGGACAAAUAAAAAAUUUUAGGUUAGAAAGCCCGAUCGAUUUGAAAUAGUGACGAUAAUUCAUAUUAGAUAGUAGAAUCUCCAUAUACGUAACCUGUUUGAAGUGACAAACUACAGUUUUACCAGCUCACUUGAAUUUUUGUACUGGUUCAGAACAAGCACGUUUCUUACUCUCCAGAUAUGCGAUACUCUUCUCGACGCGCGUUUCACAACUAAGUUGGCGUCAUCAGGAGAUGAAGAACAGUGAUUGUUUUGGAUUUAUUCUAAGCCAGAGUUUUCAGUUUUGGUUUUCAAUAUCCACGAUAAGUUGAACAAUUUUCAUACUACGCACUUUAUUCAAGAAGCAUUUUACUAUACCGUAGCUUCUUCAGUUGAACUGGUACUUGAAACUAUUUUAAAAUUAAUUUUAUACAAAUUACAGAACUCAAUUAGUAAUCAUUAAUUACACUGGUCUACAGUGGUUUUGUUGCCCUAGAUAUAAGAUUGAUUUUGGGUGUAUUUAUACUCACAAUUCAUGAAAUUAUCAAUGGUUUUGUAAGA
Molecule: messenger RNA, 2510 nt
Organism: Leptinotarsa decemlineata (Colorado potato beetle)
Lineage: Eukaryota; Metazoa; Arthropoda; Insecta; Coleoptera; Chrysomelidae
Gene: RN-tre
Product: Related to the N terminus of tre oncogene
Biological process (GO): regulation of GTPase activity
Molecular function (GO): small GTPase binding; GTPase activator activity
Source: RefSeq, a predicted model, not a curated record